UGGUUCCUCUACUGCCUCAACUGCUUGGUUUCCAGAUUCUGGUGCCUCCUUUCAUGUAACUGGAGAUGCAAGGAACAUCCAGGAACCCUUCCCUUUUGAUGGACCUGAGCAAAUUUUCAUUGGGAAUGGCCAAGGCCAAUAAGGAUGUUCUGCUGCAUGGCAAAGUUGGUCCAGAUGGUCUCUAUACCUUUCCAAGUGUCUCUCUUCAGUCUGCUAAGUCUCCAUUGUCUUUACCUUUUUCAAAUAAUAAUUCUAAUUGCAAACUUACUGCUAGAUCUAGCACUUGUAAUAAUCAUUCCUCUUUUAGCUCUCAAUACUUGUGGCAUCUAAGAUUAGGCCAUCCUAAUAAUCAUACUCUUAAACUUGUUCUACAACAAUUUAAUAUACCCAUUAUCAAUAAAGAAAAAGAUGUUUCUACUUUUUGCACAGCUUGUAGUAUGGGAAAGGCGCAUAGAUAACACUCACCACCUUCUGAAACUGUUUACACUUCACCUCUGCAACUUGUCUUUACUAAUCUUUGGGGUCCCUCACCCACUGUGUCUUCACUUGGUUAUCACUAUUACAUUACAUCUGUUGAUGCAUUCUCUAGAUUUGCAUGGAUUUAUCCUAAAAAAGCCAAGUCUGAUGCCCUUACCAUUUUUAAACAAUUUAAGAAUAUGGCUGAACUUCAAUUGGGACACCCUCUUAAAUCUCUACAAACUGAUUGGGAGGGGAGUUUAGACCUUUUACACAACAUCUUACCACUCUAGGGAUCAGUCAUAGUCUUAUUUGUCCUCAUACACAUCACCAAAAUGGUGUUGUGGAGAGAAAACAUAGGCAUAUAGUAGAUCUUGGCCUCACCUUGCUUACACAAGCUUCUCUUCCUUUAACAUACUGGGAUCAUGCUUUUCUAGCUUCUGUUUACCUAAUUAAUAGACUUCCCACUGCCUCUCUAAAUUUUCAAAUCCCUUACCAAGUUUUAUAUCAUCAAAAACCAAAUUAUAAUUUUUUAAGGGUUUUUGGAUGUGCUUGUUUCCCUUUAUUCAGGGCCUAUAAUGCUCAAAAGUUUGAUUUUAAAUCUCAUGAGUGUCUUUUUCU
Molecule: messenger RNA, 1077 nt
Organism: Medicago truncatula (barrel medic)
Lineage: Eukaryota; Viridiplantae; Streptophyta; Magnoliopsida; Fabales; Fabaceae
Exons: 2
Coding region: 66-458 (130 amino acids)
Source: RefSeq, a predicted model, not a curated record